Lactuca saligna is the source of this 321-nucleotide messenger RNA. NCBI's taxonomy places the organism in Eukaryota, Viridiplantae, Streptophyta, Magnoliopsida, Asterales, Asteraceae. The record is from the annotation of a GenBank genome assembly.
AUGAAAUGUCUUCAAGUUAAUCAUCAUUCUCCCUCUUUUUCUAUCUCCUCUUUUGAUACCUCUAAGGAACCUACCGAUUCCACUACCACCAUCACAACCUUCUACUCUGCUCUGCUUCCAUCACUCUAUGAGAAAAAACCUAAAACCUCCUACCGCCAUCACAACGAUGCUUCACCUACUGAAUCAAUAGUUACAGCAACUACCUCGUCAUCUGACUAUCCCAAGAAAAACCUAAACCAAGUCAUCAAUCCACUUCAAAAAACCCUAGGAACCAUCUAUCAGCUCUACCUCACUGUCUCUUCCUUAAACGUUUCCUCCUAA